Galdieria sulphuraria is the source of this 1440-nucleotide messenger RNA. RefSeq lists its product as uncharacterized. Lineage: Eukaryota; Rhodophyta; Bangiophyceae; Galdieriales; Galdieriaceae. The record is from RefSeq and is a predicted model, not a curated record. The annotation marks the transcript as partial. The transcript has 5 exons.
GUUGUUGUCCACGUUGUAGUCGUAUAUAUGCAANAAUACAACGAUAUGACUNGAUUAUCGUUGGUGGUGGACCUGCUGGUUGUUUUGCUGCUGUUCAGUUAUGUGAAGCAACGUAUCCAACAGUGCCUCGUAUAUNGANAGNAGAAAGAGCUCCUCGAAUUCUUGAAAAAGUUCGAAUCAGUGGCGGUGGUAGAUGCAACGUUACUAAUGGGGAAUGGGAUCCUAAAGUGUUUGCUCAACACUAUCCAAGAGGUGGGAAGGAAUNGANAGGUCCACNAACUCGUUUUGGGUCCUUGCAAANGAAAGAAUGGUNGAAACAAAACGGUGNGAAGUNGAAAACGGAAAAGGACGGACGAGUAUUUCCAGUUUCCAACGAUAGUCAAACUAUUAUCCAAUGUAUUCAACGAGCAUUGCUUUUAUACAACGUGGAAAUUCGUGUACAAUAUCCAANAGCGAAUANAGAAAGAAAUGAGAAUGGACUUUUUCUUGUUCAUGGAAAGGAAUUGUUAUCAAGUCAAUAUCUUUUGGUUAGUACGGGUUCCCAUAGAGCGACUUAUCGUUGGCUUUCUUCUUGGGGACAUACCAUUCACUCACCUUGUCCAAGUUUAUUUACUUUUUGUAUCGAUGAUGUUCGUUUACAAGGAUUAUCAGGAACAACGGUGCAAGAUGUUGGUUNGAAGANAAUGGGAAUCGAUGGUCGUCGUUCAUCAUCGUUACCAAAAAGUAGCUUUAUUCAACGUGGACCUUUGUNGAUCACUCAUUGGGGUUUAUCGGGUCCUGCUGUGUNGAGAUUAUCUGCUUGGAAUGCUCGAGAACUUGCUGCUGUUCAUUAUGAAGCACAAUUAUCGAUUGAUUGGUUACCUGAUAUCCAUGUCGAACAAGUCAAUUCUAUUCUCAUGGAAAAGAAGCUUUAUUGGAAAACAAAACAAGUCACUACUGUUUGUCCAUUUAGAGAUAAAGACGGAAGACUUUCUAAAAACUUGUGGCGAAAUAUUGUUGUUCAAACGCUUAAUAAUGAAGCAUAUUUAUGGAAAGACCUUUCCAAAGCUCAACUUGAUGCUUUGUCAAAUGCUUNAAAAUCAAGUCUUUUCGAGAUUCAAGGAAAAGGUAUCUUUAAAGAGGAAUUUGNAACUUGUGGUGGAGUAUGUAGAAAACAAGUUCAUUUUGAUAGUAUGGAAAGUAAAUGUGUGCCUCAACUAUACUUUGCUGGAGAGGUUUNAGAUAUCGAUGGAUNGACAGGAGGUUUCAAUUUACAAGCAGCAUGGACAACUGGCUAUUUAUGUGGUCGUAGUAUUGCAAAGAGACUGCAAGUCAUCCCAUUUUCAACGUUACAAGGAGAUGGUUCUCUAUNAGCAACUAUUGUACGAGAUGAAGAAGAUGAAUGUCCAUAAAGUGGAUAGAAAAGUUGUAUCAAACCAUAAUAAAGAAGAAUAGCAUUUG